CUACCCAAGACGCGUUAAUCUCCCGCGACCGCGAGCAUGGACACUUGUUUAAUUCUCUUUAAUAACGCGUGAGUUCAGUUUUAUAUUAUUAGGCGUAUUUAUUGAUUAUAAGUCACGCGUUCGUCGAUGUAAAUUGCGCGGAAAGAGGGCUUUACGUGAUACGUUUUACCCUGAAUGCUUGUUUUUACAUUGUCUAGUUUCGUCUGAUAGGCAGUUGUUGGAAGUCAGUUUGAUAAUUUAUUUUGAUUAUAAUGGCUUGUGACAGCUUCAGAGAAAGCGUGCUUGUUCAUUUAGAUGUUGAGUGUUUUGCUCCAGAGGUCCUUAAGGACCACAAACCAGACUUUUCAACAACAAGGAAACUGUAUUCCUAUAUAAAGAAGAGGACAUUUGCAACAUUUGUGGCAUCAAAGAAAGUCACAGCAUCUUGUGAAAACACCUCGGCACUCAUUUGGCGCUGCUGUGGGAAGUCAUUUGAAGAAUCUUCAGCAAUACACAAGCAUGUUGCCAAUGAUCAUGCCAGUGAAAUUUACAGGCUGACCACAGAGACCCUGGACAUGAUGCUUCACCAAACUGGUAGCGAUGUCUCUGUGCAAGAGUCUGUUAGAGAUGAAACAACAGAUGUGUCAUCCUGGAUCCCUGAUACAAGCAACGUUUCAGAUGAUGAUCUCAACAAGGGCCCAGGUGAAGUUCUGCUGUAUUACUGCUACUGUGAAGUAAAAGAUCCCAAACUAAUUUGCCAGUGGCAGAAAGAACUUUGCUCAAAACUUCACCUGACAGGCAAGAUUCGAGUGGCUACUGAGGGCAUCAAUGGAACUAUUGGUGGUACAAAAACAGCCACUGAUCUUUAUGCCAAGGCAAUGCUGUCACAUCCAACCUUUACAAUAAUGCAAGCACAGGAUUUUAAGAAAAGUGAAGGAGGUGCAGAGUGCUUUUCCGAUCUUAGGGUCGGUGUCUACAAAGAAAUUGUUCCUAUGGGUGUGAAUCCAGAUAUCAUCUCGUACAGAUUAGCCGGAACACAUUUGGAGCCGGAACAAUUUCAUAUGGAAGUGAAGGCCCUCUUGGAAAACAAGUCCUCGUGUAGUGACACAGUACUGCUAGACUGUAGAAAUUUCUACGAGAGCAAAAUUGGUCAGUUCAGUCACUGUUUGGCCCCUGACAUCAGGAAAUUCAGCUACUUCCCAGACUAUGUAGAUGAGAAUUUAGAUCUUUUUAGGGACAAAAAGGUUCUGAUGUACUGUACAGGGGGCAUCCGCUGUGAGCGAGGGUCUGCUUAUCUCAGAUCAAAAAAUGUAUGCAAGGAGGUGUACCAGCUGAAGGGAGGCAUUCACAAAUAUCUUGAGCAGUUCCCGGACGGUUUCUACCAUGGAAAACUCUUUGUUUUUGAUGAACGUUAUGCAAUCGCUUUUAACCAGGAUGUCAUCUCAGAGUGCAGAUAUUGUGGUUGCCCAUGGGAUCAAUAUCAGCUGUGCUCCACAGUCUUCUGCUGCCAGCUGGUGCUCUCUUGCACCACCUGCAGAGCAAGCGGUUUGACGGCGUGUUGCCCUGUUUGCCAAGCCAAGGAGCAAAAACACAGCAUUGACUUCCCUGAUGGAUCUCCUCAAAAAGAGGAAUGUGAAUGCACGAUAACAAGACCCAGAAUCCCCAAAGAUACGUUAUGAUGAAUUCAAACUCAAUAGGAUGAUCAGAUCAUGAUUUUUUUUAAUCAAACGGC
Messenger RNA from Triplophysa dalaica, 1711 nucleotides. RefSeq names its product thiosulfate sulfurtransferase/rhodanese-like domain-containing protein 2. The record is from RefSeq and is a predicted model, not a curated record. NCBI's taxonomy places the organism in Eukaryota, Metazoa, Chordata, Actinopteri, Cypriniformes, Nemacheilidae. The transcript has 9 exons. The coding region runs from base 252 to 1658 and encodes 468 amino acids.